Messenger RNA from Camelus dromedarius (Arabian camel), 10597 nucleotides. It is a transcript of the gene ZNF831, whose product is annotated as zinc finger protein 831. NCBI's taxonomy places the organism in Eukaryota, Metazoa, Chordata, Mammalia, Artiodactyla, Camelidae. The transcript has 6 exons. Bases 645 to 5543 code for a protein of 1632 amino acids. The record is from RefSeq and is a predicted model, not a curated record.
AGGAAGAGGCGCACCCAGGCUCUAAUUCUUACCGGCCUGCGUGGCGCAGCCACAUCUCUGGUGCGCCGGCUGGGACUCCUCCGCUUCCAGGCAGCCUGCCCUCUGGACGGGUGUUAGCUCGGCAAUCACAGUGACUGCAGGCCUUGGCUGUGGCUCUGUGUUUUUCUGUUCUUGGUGUCUCUCUCUUCCUGUUUUCUGUGGGCUGCUACUGUGACAUUAGUAAUGUAUAGAAAAGAGUUGACUUCCUAUUUCUGAGCCAGCCCAAGUUCCACCCCAGCUUGAGUCUCCUCCAGGUUGCUCAGCACGGUGCUUUUCUCAGCGAGGUGACUCGAAGGCCAAGCCACGAGAGGCCAUUCUUUUUUAUUUUAUUUUCUAAGAUGCGGGACAGGCAUCUCUGUCCUCGGAGAUGCCAGGUGGGGACCAGGGAGGACAUCUGAGCCGCCAUCUCAGCGAAGAAAGUGGGGGGAGGGCCAGGCCAGCUCCUCUCUGCUCUGGGAGACCUGCCCCAUUGUCUUUUCUGGGCUGUGGACAUCCCCUCAGUUUCAGGCCAGGUCAUUUGUCUUUGAAUCGGAGCAUCACCGGCUGCAAAUACAUCACUCUUCAUCAAGGUUGCCCGGCAUCCCAGGCCACCCAGAUGAUGUGGGAUGGAGGUGCCAGACCUCACCUGCUCUACCUCGCCUGCCAGGGACCAGCCAGCUCCAGCUUCUGGUCCCCCAGGGGCCCCAGGUGGGCAGGCCUCGCCUCACCUGACCCUGGGUCCUGUCAUCCUGCCGCCGGAGCAAAGCCUGGCCCCCACCGUGUUUCUAAAGGCCCUGCCCAUCCCACUGUACCACACAGUGCCUCCAGGGGGACUCCAGCCACGUGCCCCACUCCUGACGGGCAGCCUGGAAGGUGGGGGCAUGCCCUUCAUCCUCAGCCCUAUGCUGCAGCCUGAAGGGCCUGGCCCCACCCAAGUGGGGAAGCCAGCCGCCCCAACGCUCACGGUGAACAUAGUGGGGCCUCUGCCCGUCCUGUCUCCAGGCCUGGGGCCCACGCUGGGCAGCCCAGGCAAGGUGCGGAACGCAGGCAAGUACCUGUGUCCACACUGUGGCCGGGACUGCCUGAAGCCCAGCGUCUUGGAGAAGCACAUCAGGUCCCACACAGGAGAGAGGCCCUUCCCCUGUGCCACCUGCGGCAUCGCCUUUAAGACCCAGAGCAACCUGUACAAGCACAGACGGACCCAGACGCACCUCAACAACUCCCGGCUGUCCUCGGAGUCCGAGGGCGGUGGGAGCAGCCUCCCGGAGGAAGGGGACAAGGCUGGAGAGCCCGCAGGAGCUGCUGGCAGGCGGUCACAGAGACCCCGUUCUCUGGGCUCCCAAGCGGCUGGGCUCUGCCCGGCGCCCACUGCACAUGGGUCCCCGGUUGCCAAGAGUCUAGACGUGAAGUCCGAAGCCGUUCCCGGCCCAGGGUCCGCGUUCGACGUCCGAGAGGCCGCUCUGGACGCGGCGCCCGGGCCCCCGCCGGCCGGCGCGCAGCCGAGGCGGAAGCUGCCGGAGCAGAGGUCCCCGACGGCCGGCAGGCCGAGCGCCGCGGAGAAGCCCGCGGAGGCCAGGGCCGCGGAGGGCCGGCUGAGGAAGUGCGAGAGCACCGACUCGGGCUACCUGUCCCGCUCGGACAGCGCCGAGCAGCCGCCGGCCGCCGGCAGCCCCCUGCACAGCCUGUCGGAGCACAGCGCCGAGUCCGAGGGCGAGGGCGGCCCGGGGCCCGGGCGCGGGGGGCGGCCGGCCGGCCUGGAGCUGGAGAAGAGGCGGCUGGAGGAGCGCAUCGCCCGGCUCAUCUCGCACAACCAGGCCGUGGUGGACGACCCCCAGCUGGACAACGUGCGGCCCCGCAAGACGGUCCUGUCCAAGCAGGGCAGCAUCGACCUGCCCAUGCCCUACACCUACAAGGACUCGUUCCACUUCGACCUGCGGCCGCCCGAGCCCGGCCGGAGGAGGCCCGCCGCCCUGGGCGCCGCGCGCUCCACCUUCACGCCGCCCGACAAGGCGCGGCCCCUCUUCUUCCACUCGGUCCCCACUCAGCUCUCCACCGGCACGGAGUGCGUGCCCGUCACCAGGAGCAACUCGCUGCCCUUCGUCGAGGGCACCAGGACGUGGCCCGAGCCGCCGGACCCCCAGGACGCCUGGCUGCGGAGGCAGAAACCUCUGAGCGCCCGGCCCGCCCCCGCGCGCCCAGCCGAUGUCCCCAGCGGUCACCCCAGGGCCCUGGUCAGACAGGCAGCGGUGGAGGACUUGCCGGGUCCCCCGACCGGAGAGAUGCCGACCCCCCCAGAGGACCCGGAUGGGAAGAGAGCUGCUGGGGAGGGGGCGGCCAGCAAGGGCCAGGGCGCGGCAAGGAAGCGGAGCCCGAGGAAGCUGAAGAUGUUCUCCCAGGAGAAGUGGCAGGUGUACGGGAAUGAGACUUUCAAGAGAAUCUACCAGAAAAUGAAAGGCAGCCACCAAGGAGGCAAGCAGGCGAGGGAGGUGACAGGGGCCGGUGGGGCUGAGCUGGACCGCCCUCUGCAAGAAGAGGCAGCAGGGAGCAAGGGCGCAGCCCCAUCCCAGGAUGCAAGGAGGACCCCUGUCCCAGGGGACACGUCUUUGGGGGCCAAGCCAGCACCUUCGGCAAGUCCGCCAGCCCUGGAGGGCUUCUUGGUGACCCAGCCCCCAAAGCAGAGGAAGACAGUGGCCAGAGGGGGAGGCAGUGACCAGCCAGGGGUGAAUGCCCUCAGCUGCAGGGAACCCCCCUGUCUGGGCAACAAGAGCCCUCUGCUUCCUCCAAAUAGGGGGCUGGAGCUGGGGUCUCAGCUGCCCCCAGAGCUUGGUCCCCCAGAAGGAGGUGACCUAGAGGCUUCCAGGCCAGGUUUGCCAGACCCCAAGCUGGAAGGCAGCACCCAUGGUAGUAGUGGCUCAAAGGAGACCUGUCAGCGGGCUCAUGUUGUCCUGAGAUGGCCCGGCGAUAGCUCUGGGGAGCCCCAGCCCACAGAGGAGGAGCUCCCCUCGGAGAGGAAGAAGCUGAAGGUGGAGGAGCUAAGCUGCCAGGAGCCCCUGAGAGCAGGAGGAGAGACCCCUGGGGGUCCUGUGCAAGCCACCUCCCCACCUGCUCAGAACCAGGACAGUGAUCCCAGGGAGAAGCCAGGAGAGCUGCCUGGAAGUGGUGACUGCACAGUGAGGGUUAGGGCUGGGCGACUGGGCGAGCCUGGGAAAGCCUCCAGCGCCUCCCCUGAAGUUGCUUCUGGGGCCCUAAGGCACGUGGGGCCACAGAACAAGGAUUCUCUGCUGUGUCCUACAGCCCCCAGGGGUCCCUCCCUGGCAGCCACCCAGCCUCGGACUCCCAGCAUCCUCACUGCUCCAGUGGAUACCUCUUUUCUUCCUCAGUACCUCCUCAGAUUACCCCAGGGAGAGACCCAUCCCCCACCUCCCGUCACCCAGAAGCCAGACCAGGGCCCAGACCCUCUCUGCAGGAGCGGGUACCUGGAGGAACGGGCAUCCUUUGUCAGAUCAGGGCUGGGGGCCCUCUUGCCUCCCUGCCCAGCUUUAAGCCAGGUCCCAGGUGGAGCAGACAGCUUCUGGGAGGACCCCAGCUGGUCCGGGCCACGGGACAGGAGAAAGCGGGUGCUUGGAGAGGAGAAAGGGGGCCUGGACACUGGCCUCCCAGCAGCCGGGGCCCCCAGGAGGGCGGCCUCCUUCCUGCCCACCCCAGUGUGUGACUCCCGAGGGAGUGAGACCCACGACACCCAAGCACUCUGCGGGAGCAGCACUGCGGCAAGAGCCUGCCCCUCUGGGGGCGUCCUGAGCCCCUGGGAUCCCAACAGGGAGUUGAGGGGGCCUCCUGAGAGUGUCUCGGCAGAAGAAAGUCCUUCUCCAGAGCGGCCAGCGGGGCUCAGUCCAUGCUGCUCCCGCCAGCCCAGCUCCUUCCUCUCGGCCCUCUCGGCCCCAGGCUGGCCUGAGCUGGCCGUGGGUACCCAGGCAGAGACUCUGGGGCUCAUUGGGGCCCAGGGCCCUUUCCCCUCACUGAGGGCCGAACCCCGGCUCACGUGGUGUUGCUUAAGCCGCAGCCUCCCUCUGCCUAUGGAGCAGAAGGAGAAGGAUGCUUCCGUGUACCUGGCACUGCACUUCCCUGGCGACAGCCCCCCAGAGGAGGGUCCGGACGCCCGGCCAGUGAGCAAGGCUGUGUCUGGAGGAUGGCCCAGGACCAGGCCCGGAGGAGGAGGGCAGACGCAGAUGUUGAAGCUCUCCGACCCAGCAGUCCCCGCGGUGACAUCCCAGGACCGGGUGUCCGAGCCAGGAUGGAAGAAAGCACUGCCUCGCAGGAGGGCGAAGACACUUCGUGGGAGCAGCAGGCAGAGAACCCUGAGCAUCGUCUCUAAAAGGUACACAGGGAGUUUCUCGCAAAGCCGCGCUCAGCUGAGAGCCAGGAAGCCACACUGGGCGCUGAGAAAAGACCGCCGCCCACCCCCAGUCGAGGGGCCAGCCCCACGCAGGACCCGCGGGCAGGCUUCUGCAGGAAUGGCAGGUCUAAGUCUGUCAGGAGAGUCAUCUUCGGUCGCCUCAGAAGCAUCUCUCUGUGGUGGUCACGGAGAGAAAGAGGAGGAGGAAGACAGACACACUUCAGGAAGCUUCUCUCCAAACCCAAGUUCAGGAACUGUCGGGGAAACAGAUAGACCAACCCUGAAGGAGAUCGCUCCAUCUGCCGGUGAGCAUGGGAACAGUUGUCCUCAGAACACGGCCAUCGGGUCAGGAUCAUCUCUGCCCUCGGACUCCUCUGUGGCAGUGGCUGGCGACAGCCUUCUAUCCUGUAGCAAAGGUCUUGACAUGGGAUUGCUUGAGACUCACCCGUCACCCUUCCAGGAGCAAGUCUCAACAGAUUCCACACUGUGCAUUUUCUCAGAUGCUCAAGAGCCUUCUUCCUUUGAGGCCAAGAGAACCUCUGUCUGCCAUGAUGUUGCUACCUCUGCAGUUGCUGUUUGUGCUUCUCUGGGGGCGAGCGUGGGUCACACUGCCUCGGGGAGUCACAGUGUGGGGCCACGAGACCACAGCCGGGCUGCAGGGGAGACUCUGCCACAAAGCUCCCCAGACAGGAAAACGAUGACAGAGGGUGUGACUCCAUCACUCUUGCCAGGGACCCCUUCAUCUGGGCAAAGAAUUCCGGGUUCAGUUCCACUGGGAUCCAUUGGAAAAACCCAUCUUGAAACUCCAGCUUCAGGACCAGGGUCAGCUGGUCCACCUCAAGAGGAAGGAACAUGCAGGACGUGUUUUCCUUCUGGGGGGCAGCAAGGGUGUGGCGAAGCGCUGGCCCCCUGCCCUCCUUUAGGAAGGGACAGUGGGAAAUGUCAGGUAUCUGGAUUCGUGGCUUUAAAGGAUGAUGUGGUUCCUUCCAACCCAGAGCAGCCCACGGAGACCCCUGGAGUCCCUUUGAAAACCCUCAGGAAGAGGAGUUUGGAAGGAAUGAGAAAGCAGACCCGAGUGGAGUUCAGCGACACCAGCAGCGACGAUGAAGACCGGUUGGUGAUAGAAAUAUGAAGCUUCCGGAGAAAGAUGGCGUCGACGGCCAAAGACUGCGGAUGCCUUCCGGGAAGCGCCAUCACACUGCCAGGAGAACUGAACUCUACUUGUGAAGCACCGGCAGCUAGGAAAGCCAUCUGGGGUUCUUUCUAAGAUAUCCCCCGCCAACUCUGAAAGCCAAACUCAGCCUCACCGUUCCCCAGAAGCCCUGAUCACAUGGUGCCAGGCAGGGCUAAGGGACCAAUGAAGCAGGGUCUAAGAAGGCUUCAUCCACGUGAUGACCGUGGCCUGACUCCCAUCUGUACCCUCUGCGUUGGUCCCUCACUGCCUCAUUCAUUAAAAUGGCAUCAACUCAGAGAGCCACAGUCAACCUGUUUACAAACAAGUGAACCCCACAGAGUCAAGGCGAUAGGCUUCCUGCAUUUGUGAAGCGGGGGUUUGCUGCAAAGGUGGUAAGCAUACUUGGGGUAACCGGGGUCACUUGCAAAGGAGUUGGGGUGUGAACUGGGCAUCCAGAUCCUUCUGUCAUUGUGGAGACAAAAUCCAGAUUAAUUCAGAAACUGGAGUUUGGUUGGAAUAAUGUGCCUCCUUAGCAGAAGUUGUAAAUAUACUUCAAAAUGCCUCUGAUCUGGCAACACACUGAGUAUCCUUCAAUGUUGCACAAAUGGUCAGUGCUUCUGUGUGACCCAGUGUGUGGCCACAAGCAUGUGCCGCUCUCGUGCCCGAUGCCUUCUCUGUGGAGACCCCUGAAACCUGUUGUUUUUCCAGCUCUUGCAAAAGGAACGUUGUGUUAAAAGUUAAUAGAACAGUCUCUGUAAUGAGUCAUUUUUGAGGGGGAAAAAUUCACUUAUUUUCCCCUGCUUCUUUCUGUCAUGUUGUGCUCUGAGCAAUUUCAAUUAGCAGGUUACACUUUAGUGAUCUCUGCAGCUUAAACUGACGCCUGCUCAUCACGAUUGGAGCCUUUCAGAUUUCCUCCAGAAGCUUCAAGGAUACAAAACUAAUUGGAGUUUUGACGCUGUUUUACAUCUCAGUAAUUUUAUUUUGGGGGCUUGGUGUUACUUUGCUGUCAAAUUAAAUCAGCCUCUGUAUUGUGCACAUCAGAACAGCGCAGACAACGUUCCCCCAGCGUUCCAAGCCAGCGCGCCCCUGCGCAGAGGGAAAUAGCGGGUGUGUGUCACCCAGCUCGGGGAGCAGAGCCUCACGUCUGCUACCCCUCUCUCCCUCUCCUUAAGUGGGAGAGGAAACACGCAAAGCGAUUUACACUGCUGCAUUUCGAUACAAUUUUAUACUUGCUUUUUGGUAUGACUUUGUACGAUUUGAGAUUCACAGCCGAGCUCUUUGGGCUUCACUUUGAUGUGACGAUGCUCACUUGACAUCCUGUGCUUCGAAGGUGGGGCCGCAACGCAGAACAUCUCCCACACGCGGAGGUGCUUCCAUACGUCCUCGUCUGUGACGAAGGAUGGUCAGGUUUCAAGUAUCUUCAAGUGAAUUUUCCAGUUCUAGGGUUAUUCAUAGAAAAACUUCAAAGUGGGACCAGCUUCCCCUGGUGACUUAGCGUAUGUCUGUGGUCAUUUGCAAUGACCACACUCAAACGCCGCCAGGUCACAUCCAGCCCAGCCAAGAAGAACGUGAGAAAGGAGGUAAAAAGAGGUCAGGUGCGCACUUCACGCACUUCUUGAACCAAAGGGAAGUGGCGUAACUACCCGUCCCUUGGGUUGCCCGUGCCGCAGUACGGGGGGGAGGUCCGGCAGAGCGGUCUGAAUCCCGGACGGGGAGAGGGGGCGAGGGCCUGGCCUUGUCCCGAGCUGGCCGGGAAGUCUUGCGGAAGACUCAUGUCCUCUCUGCGCCUCGGUUUCUCCGACUGAGAAUAAGGAAGUAAGACAAGAUGGGCUGAAGGUGACUCCAGGCCCCGAUCCUCAUGAGAGUGGCUCAGAGGUGGUCCCCCCGGGGAGGGUUCCCCCGCCCGGGAGCUAAAGAAUAAAUACCUUCGGCCAAUUAUUGCCAAGAAGAAUGAGAGCUCAGGGAAACUCCUGAUUUUUUUCCCCAGAGAUCCGAAUUUUGAGGUACAAUCAUUCGGUGUAGAAAUGGCAGCUCAUAAUUCAAAAAUUAGAAGCAAACAGAGCACCGCUGUGUGAGUGGGAGACAGCACCUCUGUCGGCUGAAUUGGUUACUUUGUCUUGGGAGGCACUGGGCGGGGGAGGAAACUUUCUUCCAGAUCCUCCUCUGCUGUGUGGCUGCUGAGCUGUGGGCCGGAUCACUGAACCUAAGGCAGUAAGUCACAGCUCCCAACAGCACCGGCCUCGGAUCAGGUCAGGUGGAAGCUCUGUCCUUCUACGAGCCACCCUUGCUGGCCACCACGUCCUAACUAAGAUCAAACAUGGCGGAACAUUGAGUCCCUCCCUGACUCCCUGUCUCUCUUACACAGAGGUGAGCAGGGCACCACAGUUUCCUGUCUCAGCCGGUCAUUUAGCUGUUUGGUGGCAGCAUUUACAGGUGUACCUUACUUUAUACCAACAUGAAUCUAUGAAAAGCUAUAUUUCAGUGGAUUGAAAAACACAAAUAAAAGAUGUAUUUUGAAUGGCCCUGGGGGACUUAACUAUUAAAAAUCAUCCCAUAGUAAAUAUCUUUUUUUAAAUAAGAAAUCGUUUUCUAAAGCAACACAGCAUCCCUGAUUUUAUAAAUCUUCAUUUUCCCGUGGGUUUUCUUAGAGCAGACUGCUGUCAUAGGGGUGCAGUUCCAGGAUGACGUCGGUGACCUGUAACCCAGUCUGGGUUACCGGAAAUAAAAUUUCAAUAUUAUCAGUUGAUAAUCACUGCAGUUUUUAACUCUGCGAGUGUGUCCUGGGUGAUGGUUAAGGGGAAACAAGUGAAUCUGAGAAGAGGGCAAGCCGGAGUUUAAAGGUCAGUGUUCCUCCUCCUCCUCAGUGCUGUUCAUUUCCCUGCACCUUCAGGUUAGGGUCUCGGCCACUGGGUGCCUCAGCUUCUUCCACAGAGAAUAGCUCCGAGGAUGCUGGCAGGAACUUUGAAUUCUUUGCCGUUCCUUCAGGGCAAGGGGUACAGAUGCCAAGAACCGUGAUGUUUGAGACGCACCACCAAGGCUCUUUCUCCAGCGGUACCUACGCCUGGCCCAUCUCACUCACUAAGGACGCACGGAGGACAGGGGUUUCAUGUCCCCCCUUGGCAGCCUAGACUAUUUAGUGACUCUUACAGGCACGUGGUUUGGGCUGGACGACCUGAAUGCUUCUUGUUGUAAGGUGUGGUGGAAACAACUCGUACCUCCCGUUAGGUAUGGCCUUUGAGAUUCUGGAUGAAGCUAACAUCUCUCUCAUUUACAACCCAGGAGAACCUAUGGUUCUUUUGCCAAAAGAUUAAAAGAAGACGGGGGAUUGGUGCUUCUGGAUCCUAAUCCAAACCCCGUCAGUAGCUUGACAAGUAACUGAGGGCAAGUUAGCCUCCUCCUUCCUAAAAACCCUCCUCUAGAGUUCUGGUGGGGAGAGCAGCCUUGCAAAGACGCCUCGUGGCCGCCGUUCUGGGCAUGACAGAUGAACGCUUUGCAGCUUCAUGCCAAACGUAUUUCCUCACAUUUCCAUUCAUUACGUAGGAUGAUCACAUUAUUCAUCUCUUCCCCAGCAUAGAAAUUUGCAUUUUGCACAAAAUUUGCCUGGUGCAGCAGAUUUUUAUAGUUAUGGGAACUGUCACCGUUAUCAGAAUGUGCUGCUACUCAAAUCCACAGACGUAAUUUAAUACGGCGAGGAGAAAACGGCCUGCCGGGCUCCGGGGCGAUCGCAUUUCCACAACUGCCGCGAGCAGGGCUUAUGCGUUUUCCCCACUUCGGUUGCGAUUCCCGUAAUUCUUGUGAGGGAGACUCCGGCUUUGGAACACUACACUUCUCAACGCGUAAGCACAAUUUCUUGUCCCUCUCUUCCAGAUACUCAUUCAGUAAAGGUGUCAGGACCCCAAAAAAUCCUGUGCGCUGGAUUUGUACCCCGUGUAAUGCUUUUCCCCCGUGCUCUGUGCUUACGUGGGAAUACGUGUGAUUCAGUCUGAGGAAGCAGAGGAACACUGAGCAUAUUACUUCACCCUGGAAGAGGAGAAGCCAGGGAAACCAGCCAGCCUUGGUCAUUUGCAGCCCUAGAGGAUGACUUAAUAUCUUAUAUAUGCAGCCAACUGUUCAGAACUUACUACUCUAUCCAUUGUUUGGAAUCAGGAACCGAUUGGCUUCUUGGUUCUCUGUUUAACUGUAGUUCCUUCUUUAUAUGGUUAAAUUAUUUUGUUUUGAUAAAAAUAAAACUGAAAGUGAAAAUGUCUUGUGUGAUUUGUUAACAUUUUAACCUAAACUACCAUAAAUAAUAUCCUGUUUUAAUUGGAUAUCUGAUUCUUCCUGAACAGUUGACCAACAUCCUGUCCGCCAUAUUGGCGUCCCAUUCCACUCAAGAAAGAAUUCGGUAACGGCAAAUGAUCACAUUUCCUCGUGCUAUUUGCCUUUCCUGUGUGUCUUUUCUGUCACUGUCUGCCAUGUCUUAUGGUUCAUAACUUAGAUACGUGUUUUUAAAUCCUUAAAUGUAGCUAAGCUUUGAAGCCACAUGAGGGCACUAUCCACAGUGCAAUAACCCCAAACUUCCUGCUUAAAAUUGAUGUUGCUUGGAUAUUUAAUUUUAUUCAUUAACAGAGAAAACAUCCUUAAUUCUAAACAAUACCUCCUAAUGAAGAUGAAUCACCUACUCUUGGCAAGAACACGUAGACUAAUUUGACACACCAAUAUAAUAUUCUUCUGUGUCUACACCUCCUGAAGCUACUUGAAGUCAACCCGGAGACAAUGCCUUGGGAGGAAAAGUGGGGAUGGGCACACGCGAGGCACAGAUGCACUCAUUGCUGGAUCUUCAUAGCUUUGUCACUAACUUGUCAAACUCAAAUAGUGAUAAAUCAGUCCAUUGUUUCCCAACUUCCAUCUUUUGAGAACCAUCUUUCUGCUUUUUGCCAUUUGGAUCCACAUGUGGUUACAUCAUUUACUUAGUACUUUUAUUUAAAUCAUCUUGAUCUUAAAGAAGCUAUUAUUACCCUAAGUCAUAAUAU